Ostreobium quekettii is the source of this 1804-nucleotide messenger RNA. Lineage: Eukaryota; Viridiplantae; Chlorophyta; Ulvophyceae; Bryopsidales; Ostreobiaceae. The record is from the annotation of a GenBank genome assembly.
AUGCCUCCCAAUUUGACCAAGCACCCUGCAGAUUUUGUUGCUCUCUCAUUCUAUAAGAUUUUUGGGUAUCCAACUGGCCUUGGAGCCCUUGUCGCAAGGAAAUGUGCUCUGAAGGUGUUGAAGCAUGGGUAUUUUGGUGGUGGGACUCUGGAGGCCGUGGCUGCUGAGUCAACCUUUGUGAAACGGCGGCCUGGUGGUGCUGCCUGGGAGCAUGGCACCCCAAACUUCAUAGCCAUUGCAUCAUUGAAGCAUGGGUUCAAGAGAUUGGCCAGUCUUGGAGGGUUUCCAGCAAUUCACUUGCACACCACAAGCCUUGCCACCUGGCUCUCGCAGAAGCUGGUAGAGCUGAAGCAUGCCAACAACAAGCCCGUGUGCCGCCUGUAUGGUGCCUCGAAGCCCAAGAUGGGCCCAAUAGUUGCAUUUAACCUCCUGCAUGACGAUGGCUCUUGGGUAGGGUAUAGGGAGGUGGAGAGGCUUGCACGCCUGAACAACAUUUAUAUCAGGACAGGAUGUUUUUGCAAUCCAGGUGCCUGCUCAAAAGCCCUGGGCCUUACCUUCCAAUCCAUAAUUGGAAACUACGAAGCUGGCCACAUAUGUGGGGACGACUUUGACCUUGUAGAUGGCGUUCCCACAGGUGUAGUCCGAGUGUCCAUUGGCUAUUCUACGUCGUUCGAGGAGGUUUACAGAUUUUUGACAUUCAUAACAACUUAUUUUGUCCAUUCCGAAGCAGAGAUAGGGGCAGCGGGGCCGUGCCAAAAUGAGUGCACAAAACACUUUGUGGAUCGUGCGCCCAACACAGCGGAGGCCCAGCAGAGCGAGGGUGUUGCCCCCUUUGUAGAAUGGAGACCGACACCUACCCUGCUGCAAGCAGCUACCGAGCUCGCUGGGGACGGCUGUCCAAGGCAAAGGUUGAAUGCGAGGGGGGAUGGUUGCCCAUCAAGUCCUGAGGAGGCCAGCAUCGUGAAUUCUCCAUCUAUUGAAGCACUUCGCCAGGCCGCACACGCACAAUCUGGCGCCAAUGGGGAGAGUACAUCAGCCGUCAGACCGUGCAGCAGGGGAAGACUGGAGCAGUUGUUCCUGUAUCCGGUGAAGUCCUGUGGCGCCCAGCAGGUGCAGUCGUGGCCCGUUGGGCCCGGUGGCCUCCUGUUCGACCGGCACUGGGCCCUUGUGGACGGUCGCGGCAGGCUCAUGACGCUGCGGUCCCACGCCCGUAUGGUCCUGAUCAGGCCGCAGGUCGACUUGACGGCGCGAACGCUCACGCUGCGGUCGCGCGAACAGGGCGUCCCGCCCAUCUGCGUGUCCAUCGACGAGGAGCUUCCAGCGACGACCACCCGGAGAGGCGAACACCUUCAUGACUCAUCGAGGUGCGAGACCGAGGCAUCCAGUUCUACGUCGGCUGAGGAGCGUCGCGCUGGUCCGCUGUGCAUCAGGCUGUGCGGGAAGAGCGUCCUGUGCAACGAACAGUGGGGGGUGUCCGUGGAGCACGAAGAGCUGCGCUCGUGGCUCCGGCGGGCGCUGUCCGUGGACUGCACGCUGGUGCGCCUGCACCAGCCCGAGGCCGAGCAGGCUGUCGAACAGGCCGACCACACUCGCUCUGCAGACGGUCUAUAUCCGGCAUGUGCACACGGCGCUGAGGCUGCCGCAGAAAGCGUGGACAACGGCAGCGCCGCUGCCGUUCCAGAGGCUCACGGGGGUCGCGGGCGCCGCCGCUCGCCUGGCGGGCGAUCCGGCUUCGCGAACGAGGACGGGAUGCUGUUGGUGUCCACCGCCAGCCUUGACGACCUGUCCUCCAGGCUGUCCACAG